UCUCCCAAACUUCCGAAAGCUCCGCUCAUCCACCCCUUUCAAAAAUAGUUAUAGUAUAAUAGUAUAUGACAACCAAGUAAAAUCAUUUCUCUCUCUUCCAUUUUUCUCUCUCUCUCUAACCCCGCCGGAAUAUUCCACAUGGACGUCCGCCGGAGACACCUCAAACCACCACGUCCAGCCACCACCCUGAACGGAAACCACCACCUCCACCACCACCACCAGGGAUCAUCCUCCGACGUUGAUAGCACCCCCAAAGCCUCCGACGCCCUCCCUCUUCCUCUCUACCUCACCAACGGCAUUUUCUUCACGCUCUUCUUCUCCGUCGCCUACUACCUCCUCCACCGGUGGCGCGACAAGAUCAGAAGCUCCACGCCCCUCCACGUAGUCACCCUCUCCGAGCUCGCCGCCAUCGUCUCGCUCAUUGCCUCCUUCAUCUACCUCUUGGGCUUCUUCGGCAUCGAUUUCGUCCAAUCCUUCAUCGCACGCGCUUCCAACGAUGCCUGGGACGUCGACGACGCUGCCGCCGAACGCUUCAUCCUUGAAGAAGACCGCCGCCGAGUACCUUGCCCUGCCGCCUCCGUCGAUUGCACCAUCCCUACCGUCACCGCCGUAGCUCCCGUGCCCAAACUCAUCGAUCCGCCUUUGCCUCUUCCGUCUGAAAAGGACGAAGAAAUCGUCAGAUCGGUGGUCUCCGGGACCACUCCGUCUUACUCGCUCGAGUCGCAACUCGGCGACUGUCAUCGUGCGGCUUCGAUUCGACGCGAGGCCGUGCAGAGAGUUACAGGGAGGUCGCUUUUAGGGUUACCAUUGGGCGGAUUCGAUUACCAGUCGAUUUUAGGGCAAUGCUGCGAGAUGCCGGUGGGUUAUGUGCAAAUUCCGGUCGGCAUUGCCGGGCCGUUGUUGCUCAACGGAUGCGAAUACUCGGUGCCAAUGGCGACAACGGAGGGUUGUUUGGUUGCAAGUACGAAUAGAGGUUGCAAGGCGAUAUAUGCUUCAGGUGGUGCCACCGGCAUUGUUUUCAGAGAUGGGAUGACCAGAGCUCCUGUUGUGAGGUUCCCAUCGGCAAAGGAUGCUUCCGAAUUGAAAUUCUUUUUGGAAGAUCCUCUUAAUUUCGAUACAUUGGCAGUUGUUUUUAACAAAUCGAGCAGAUUUGCAAGGCUCCAAAAUAUUCACUGUUCUAUUGCAGGUAAAAAUCUUUAUAUGAGAUUUUGUUGCAGCACAGGCGACGCAAUGGGAAUGAACAUGGUGUCCAAAGGUGUUCAGAAUGUUUUGGAGUUCCUUCAAAAUGAUUUUCCUGAUAUGGAUGUAAUUGGUAUCUCUGGAAAUUUUUGUUCAGACAAGAAACCAGCAGCAGUUAAUUGGAUCGAAGGGCGUGGAAAGUCGGUUGUUUGUGAAGCUAUUAUCACUGAAGAGGUGGUGAGGAAGGUACUGAAAACCACUGUACCUUCUCUCGUAGAACUUAACAUGCUCAAGAACCUUGCUGGUUCUGCUGUUGCUGGUGCUCUUGGUGGUUUCAAUGCCCAUGCUGCCAAUAUAGUCUCUGCAAUAUUUAUAGCCACUGGGCAGGAUCCAGCACAAAAUAUAGAAAGUUCCCACUGCAUAACUAUGAUGGAGGCCGUCAAUGAUGGGAAAGAUCUUCAUGUCUCAGUGACCAUGCCUUCCAUUGAGGUGGGUACUGUUGGAGGUGGUACUCAACUUGCAUCUCAGUCGGCUUGCCUGAAUCUUCUCGGUGUGAAAGGUGCAAGCAAAGAGUCACCAGGAUCAAACUCGAGGUUAUUGGCGACCGUAGUAGCUGGUUCAGUUUUGGCUGGGGAGCUCUCCUUGAUGUCUGCCAUUGCAGCUGGGCAGCUUGUCAAGAGCCACAUGAAAUACAACAGAUCAAGCAGAGAUGUCUCUAAAGUUGGCUCUUAAAGAGGAAAGAAGAAACAAACUCCCAGCAAAUAGUCCUCCAAAAAAAAAAAAAAAACCAGAAAUAAGCAUUUGAAGAGGCCUGAGGGAAAAUGCAGACAAUGUUAGGGAGGAUAAAUGUAAACAAUGCACAUGUGAGAUUGCCUCUCUUCAUAGCUGUAAAGUUGGCAAUCAUGAUGUGAUGUAAAAGAGCACAUGAGGGCAACAUGCCUGGUUGUCCCCUCUCUCUCUCAUCCCAGUGACUUGUGACCCAUUAGAGUCUCCAAAUAUUUGGUACCCAUCUUGUCCUAGUUGUGAAAUUAGUCAUUGUUUGACCUUGGCGCAUUAUUUGUGGCAGAAUUGGUUCAAAAGUUGUUUUUCACAUUGUCAUUUUGCUUGGCAUGUAAACACUUUAUAAUGUUGUGUUGUAUAAUAUGCAGACCUGCUUAGGCCUAA
Messenger RNA from Cornus florida, 2343 nucleotides. RefSeq names its product 3-hydroxy-3-methylglutaryl coenzyme A reductase 1. Gene Ontology annotation, cellular component: endoplasmic reticulum membrane; peroxisomal membrane. Gene Ontology annotation, biological process: isoprenoid biosynthetic process; sterol biosynthetic process; coenzyme A metabolic process. NCBI's taxonomy places the organism in Eukaryota, Viridiplantae, Streptophyta, Magnoliopsida, Cornales, Cornaceae. Gene Ontology annotation, molecular function: protein binding; hydroxymethylglutaryl-CoA reductase (NADPH) activity. The record is from RefSeq and is a predicted model, not a curated record. The transcript has 4 exons. The coding region runs from base 139 to 1911 and encodes 590 amino acids.